CAAAUAAUUUGGUUAUGUUAUGGUCACAGAAUACUACAGCAUUUAACAAAAAUUAAAAGAUAUACUUUUUAAUUUUUUAAAGAUGUUAUAGGGAGUUCUGUGGUAAUACGUAUUCUUUUCCUUCAAGUUCUUACUUCUUACUUUUUAUCAAAAGUUACAAUGAACCAAAUUAAAAAAAUGUCAAUAAUGUUAAGUAGAAAAAUCCAUUCUAUGAAUGUUUCAAGAAAUAUGAGCAGAUCAUCAGCAGAAUACUGUGCUGAAGCCGUUAGAAAGUAUGACUACGAGAAUUUCAUUUGUACUCUCUUACUUCAGAACACAUCUAGAUCAUGUGCUUUUGCAAUUAGAAGUUUCAAUAUUGAAGUUUCACAAGUAGCAGAGCAAGUUACUCAAGAGACUAUAGGACAGAUGAGAUUAAAAUUUUGGGAAGAAACUGUGGAUAAGUGUUUUUCAAAGGACUAUAAACUGGUUCCUAAGCAUCCUGUUGCUCAGCAACUGUUUAAGGCAAACAUGGAAUGCAAACUGAGCAAAAGAUAUUUUAAUAACCUGAUAUCAUCUAGAAGAAAUUCCCUGAAAUUGACCAGCUUUAAAACUCUAGAAGAACUGGAAAAAUAUGCAGAACAAAGUGUUUCAAACGUGUUCUACCUAGUUUUGGAAGGUUGCGGUGUGAGGAAUGUUAACGCAGAUCAUGCUGCUUCACAUUUGGGAAAAGCACAGGGAAUAGUUCAACAAAUCAGGGGAAUCCCUCAUGCUCGAAGAAUAAACUUUCUUCCUGUACCCCAAGAUAUUCUUACCAAAAAUAGGGUUAGCCAGGAAGAGAUAUUGAGAUCUAAAAGUAGUGAACAGCUAUCGGAAUGUACCUUUGAACUUGCCAGUAGGGCUCAUCAACACUUAGUAAAGGCAAGGAGUCUUUUAGAGAAGGUGCCAAAAGAAGCACGAAGUGCUUUGUUACCUGCAGUUUCAGUUCACAUGUAUCUGGAUAGGUUGCAAAAAGUAAACCAUGAUGUAUUUCAUCCUUACUUGCAGCAAAGAUCUUGGAAAUUGCUACCACGACUGUGGAUUACAUUUUUUAGAAAUAAAUACUGAUUAGUUUCAAAAUAGUGUACCUAAUCACUGCUGGAAAAGGACUAUUGAAUAAACAAAGUUCAAUAUAA
Messenger RNA from Leptinotarsa decemlineata (Colorado potato beetle), 1151 nucleotides. RefSeq names its product NADH dehydrogenase (ubiquinone) complex I, assembly factor 6 homolog sicily (gene sicily). Gene Ontology annotation, biological process: biosynthetic process. Lineage: Eukaryota; Metazoa; Arthropoda; Insecta; Coleoptera; Chrysomelidae. The record is from RefSeq and is a predicted model, not a curated record.